Molecule: messenger RNA, 7101 nt
Organism: Thecamonas trahens ATCC 50062
Lineage: Eukaryota; Apusomonadida; Apusomonadidae
Product: fimbrin
Exons: 1
Coding region: 61-7077 (2338 amino acids)
Biological process (GO): actin filament network formation; actin filament bundle assembly
Cellular component (GO): actin filament; cytoskeleton; cytoplasm
Molecular function (GO): actin filament binding
Source: RefSeq, a predicted model, not a curated record
CACACCUCACCGCCUGUUUCACCCUCUCCUCGCACCCUUGCACUUGGUUAAACAGUCAUCAUGGCGGCGCUCGAGGGCAUGAACAAGUCGCUCUUUGCUGAGGUUGACCCAGCCCAGGCCGGCGGCCAGGAAGUUACGGUCAAGGUUACGCUGCAGAAGUACGAGCGCGGCAAGCUUGACGAGCGGACCAAGUCGAUGCGGUUCAACAACGCCAUGUAUGUGGACGAUGUGUGCAAGCAAGUGGCGGAGGCCUUCCGCAUGGACGACUCGCCGCAGUUUGCUUUGUGGAACGACGGCGGCGGCGUGCUCGAGGACUCGUACUUUCUCAAGCGCGAGCAGACGCUCCGCUUCUACGACAUUGUCAACCUCGACGAGCUGACGUACAAGUCCAAGAUGCGCCCGCUGCGUGUCGAGCUCAUGGACGGCUCUAUCAAGACGGUCAUGAUCGACAUGUCGGCGCCGACCAAGGACCUCGUGGCGCUGGUGUGCGAGAAGAACGGCAUUGCCAACCCGGCCGAGUUUGCCUUCCAGGUCUCGCUCACCGAGGAGCAGAAGGAGGCCGAGGCCAAGCGGCAGAAGGAGGUGGCCAAGAUCCGCGCCAAGGCCGGCCUGGACACCUCGUUCUCGGGCACCAAGAUUGUGAGCAAGAAGGGCAUCGACGAGGACUGGCUUUCGGCCGACCAGACGCUUGCCCAGUGCGGCGUCCUGCCCGAGUACUCGGUCCUGCUCAAGAAAAAGUUCUUCUUCUCGGACGCUUCGGUCGAUACCUCGGACCCGCUCACGCUCUCGCUCCUCUUCAACCAGUACCAGGACGACGUUGCCAACGGCAACCUGCCGGUUGCCCGUGAUGAGGCCAUUCUCCUUGCCGCGCUCUCGGCCCAGGUCACGCUCGGCGACCACGCCCCGGGCAAGCAUACGGUUAAGAAGAUCGACUUUGGCCAGUGGCUCCCCGAGGAGUACCGCAAGGAGGGCAAGAAGACGUUUAAGGAGGUCCUCGCCGCCCAUGCCAAGAUCCGCGGGACCAAGGCCGAUGCCGCCAAGUUCCGCUUUGUCCAGCUCAUCCGCUCGCUCGAGACCUUUGGCAUCUCCACUUAUCACGUUCAGGAGCCGAUCCGCUCCAAGAAGACCAACAAGCUGACCAAGAAGUUCCAGCCGGUCAUUCUCGGUGUCUCCAAGUCGCACCUGUACCGGUUCGACCCCAUCGAGAAGAAGUCGCUCUCGAAGCCGUUUGCGCUCACCCAGCUCCGCCGCUGGGCCCCGUCCGACACCUCACUCACGCUUGACUUUGGUGACCACGACCAGGAGUACUACACCGUUCUCACCGAGGAGGGCCGCGCCAUUGCCGCCCUCAUCUCCGGGUACAUCGACCUCAUUCUCUCGCAGCGCCGCGACCGUGAGAAGGAGAUUGAGGACGACCAGCAGACCAUCAUUAUGGAGGAGACUAUUGCGCCGUCCAACGCCCACGCCAUCACCAAGACCACCUCGGGCGUCUUCCACCGCAUGGACUCGUCUUCGGUCCUCGGCGUCGGGUCUGUCGGUGCCAACCGCCUCUCUGCCGCCCGCGGCUCGUCCGCUGUCUCGGUCCGGAAGCUCGACAAGGCGCUCAAGCUCUCGGUCAAGGCUCUCCAGUCCGCAGACCGCCCAGUCGAGCCGUACGCCGGCGAUGAGAACAUGGGCGAGACCGCGCGCGAGCGUGCCAUCAACCUUCAGUCCACCCGCGACAUGCUCGACUCAAUCCUCGCCGAGAUGUCAAGCGUCUCGGGUGACGUUGUCUCCGCCGCCGGCGUCACCUCGGCCGACCGUCUUAAGAAGUACGACCUUCUCGAGUCGUCCGAGCAGCUUGUUGCCCUUGCCGAUGACCUUCGCUCGGUCCUUGCAUCCCGCUCCAUGGCCGACGCCGGUCUCGACGAGCUCGCCGACGGCGUCACCGCCUCGCUCGUCGCCCUCCUUCAGGCUGCCGACCUCGCCGCCAAAGACGUGGCCAAGGGCAACGCCGGCGCCUCACUCGAUCAGCUGCUCAAGGCUGCUGGCGACCUCUCUGUCGCCCUGCAGACACUCUCAUCGACCAAGCCCAUUCCGGGUGUCGACCUUGCCUCGCUCCUAGCUGCCGCCUCGGACCUCAACUCGGCCCUCGACUCGCUCAUUGGCGCGCCGCUGACCACCGCCGACCCGGCGCUCUCCAAGCCCAUCGACGACGCUCGCUCCGCCGUUGUCGACUACGGUCGUCACACUGUCGCGCUCUCGGCUCUCGCCACCGCGUCGGACGCCUCGGGCAUUGCCAAGCUUCGACUCCAGGGCCUUGUUCUCGACGACGCGCUCUCUUCGCUUGUCACCGCGGCUUCGAUCGAUGGCGUCUCGCCCGUCGACAUGCAGGAGCUGCUUCGGCUCGCAGGCCAGGUCUCGGACGCACUCGGUGCCCUCCGCGCCGCCACCGACUCGGACCCGCCGCCGCCGGUCCGCCCAGUUCUUGCGCUCUCGACUCUGGUCGCAGCCGACCGCGCCGCCGCCGCCACCACCGCUGCCCUAGACGCGCUCGACGACGCCGAGAACGACGAGGCGACGGCUGCUGCCACCGCCGCGCUUGCCGGCUCGCUUGCUCCGCUCACGGGUUCGGACCCGACCGCGCCGUUUUCGCUCGCCACCCUCGCCGCCGUCCCGGGCGUCGAUGCCGCCGCCCUCGCCUCGCUCAUGUCGACUGCUUCGUCGCUCGCCACCUCGCUUGCCUCGCUCACCGCCGAGAUGGAGCCGGCCGCCCUCGACGCCGCCGCCGGGACCCUUGGCUCGGGCCUCGAGUCCCUCGCCAAGGACUCGCGCAAGGCCAAGAUCCUUGCCGCCCGUGGCGUUGCCGACUCGGCCGCCGCCCUCCUGCCGCUCGCGCAGCGCGAGGCCGAGGCUGAGUCAAACGACCUCGUCAAGGCCGAGCUGGUCGCCUCGUCGGCAGCGCUCUCGGACUCGCUCGGCGCGCUCCAGGCUGCCAUCACCAAGUUUGAGGAGACCCGCUCUGACGCCGACCUUGCCGCCGUCACUGCCGCCGCCUUGGCGGUGGGCGCCAAGUCGGACGCGCUCAACGCGCUCCGCGCCUCGCGCCAGGCCCUGCUCAUCCUCGCCACAGAGGCCAAGGCUGCCACGCUUGCGGCGUCGAACACCCGGACCGUCCUCGUCACCGUUGACUCGGCCAUCGACACCGACGCGCUGCGGACUGCCAAGCGUGCGGCGUCGGGCAUGGCCAAGCCAAACGCGGCACUGGGCGACUCGGCUCUCUACUACGAGGCUGAGCCGCAUGGCCGCGAGUCGCAGACGGCUCUGCUCGACGCGGUCGCCGCCGCUCUCCCGGCCUACGCCGAGACAAACCUCGCCAUUGGUACCCUCACCGCUGCCGGCUUCCACAACCCGGGUGAGGAGUAUCUGCUCUCCAAGGCCAAGGCCGAGUCUGACGAGCGGGUCACCGCCCUUGUCAAGGCCUUUAACGCCGCCAAGGCCGCCAACUGGCUCUACGACGUCUCAGCCGCUCUCAAAACCCUCCAGGACAGCGCGUCGUCGGUCGCAGCCGGCAUCUCGGCGCUCUCGGCCGGUACCUUUGGUGCCAAGGAAGAUGCGCUUGACGCCGACACGCGCGCCUCGCGCGAGACCGUCGCCCGCCGCUCGGCCUCUGACGGUAUCGACUCGACCGUCGCUGCCUCGGCGGCGCUCUCGGCCACGCUCCAGCUGCUCUCGGCCGAGUCGCCGGCCGCUGCCGCCUCGGGCCUCGCCGCCGUCGCCUCGCGGACCAUUGCUGCCAUCCUCGACCUGCUCGCUGUCGGCGAGACCAAGGGCGGACGGACGCGUGCGACGCUCGACGCUGCCGCCGGCCUCGUCUCGGCGCUCAUUGCCGAGGUCGAGCUCACCCAGGAAGCCGGCAUUGCUGCCCUCAACCGCUAUGACGGGCCAACGCCCGACGACGCCGCCGCAGUCCACGACGCCGCUCUCGACGCCGCCGCCGAGCUCCGGGGCUCGCUCCCGGGCUCGCGCGGCUGCGCCGAAGCGCUGGCACACAUCCAGAAGGCCGGCAAGCCGGUGCUCGCUGUCCCGCUGCCCGGUGAUGCAACUGCAUCUGCCGCCGCUGCCGCGGCGACGGCCAAGGCCGCCGCAGACGCAGCAGCACUUGCGUCGGACGCCGAUGCUGAUGAGCCCGACGCGCCGGCUCCGGCUGUGCCGACUGGCCCCGAGUACGAGUACGAGUUCUACGAGGUGACGGUGAUGCUUCCGGCCAAGCCGCCGAUCCCAGCCAAGCCGCAGGUGGCGCCGGACCCCAAGGUGGUGCCUGCGCCCUGGGAGGCGUUCUACGACGACUCGCACGGUCGUUACUACUACGUCAGCUCGGAGACGGGGGCGACAACGUGGGAGCAGCCGCCGAUGCCGGCGCCGCCCCCGAUCCCGGCCAAGCCGACAACGACGACGCAACGCAAGAAGCGGCGGGUGCGGGUGGGCGGCCGGCCGCCGGUCCCUGCCCGCAAGACCAAGCCCAAGGUGCCGCCGGCGCCGUCGCCGGUUGUGGUCGCUGCCGCCGCCGCAGUUGCAUCGGCCAAUGCGGUUGAGCCGAUGGCAGCGGACGGGAGCUCGCCGCCGCUCGACGAAGACGCGUCGGACGCACUCGGCCCGCGCGCUGUCGCGCUUGCCUCGGCACUUCAGGGUCUCAAGCUCGCCUCGACCGGUGGGUCGGGCGCCGAGCUCGACGACGCGGCGUACAAGGUUACGCGCGCGUACCCGCAGUUUGCGGACGCGCUGAUGGCCGCGGUCGAGAAGCUGCCCGAGGGCUCUGCGCGGCGAGUCAAUGCGUCGCAGGCGGCCAAGGCUGUCACGCGCCUGGCAGCCGCGUCUGUGGUCGCCGCACAGGCGGUCAACGCCGACCGCGGAGACGCCGACGCGGCGCUGGCGCUCGAGCAGACGACCUCGCUCGCCGAUGUCCAGCUCCGGGCGCUGAUGUCGGCGCUGAUGGGCGACGACGCACGCGGACUCGACGACUUUACCUCGCUCCUCGAGGCGACGCAGUCAAAGAACGCCGAGAUUGCGCAGAUGCGUAAGGUGCUCGACUCGGCGGAGGCGUCGUCAGCCGAGGGCUCUGCCCAGGUCCAGGCGCUCAUGUCAGAGAUCGAGUCGCUCAACGGCAAGCUCGCCGAGUCCAAGUCAAAGUUUGCGGCGGCCGAGGCCGAGCGGCGCGCGCUGGAGGAGAAGGCGCAGGGCGAGACUCGCCAGCAGAUCGAGGGCUACCAGCACGAGAUUGCGACGCUCAAGGAGCGCGUGGCCGAGCUCGAGGCCGAGCUCGCCGCGCUCCGCGCUCAGCUCGCCGAGAAGGAGGGUCUCUCGCACGAGAAGCUCAACGAGAUGACUGCCGAGCGCGACGAUGCGCUCGACGAGGUGGCACGGCUCAAGCAGGAGCUUGCCGACGAGCGGGCGGCGCGGGCCAAGCUCGAGGAGCUCGCGCCCGAGCUCAAGGCGCAGCUCGCCGAGAUGCAGGCAAAGCUCGAGGCCGAGAAGAUGGCGUUCAAGAAGAAGCUGGCCGAGCAGGCCGACUUUGCGCUCGAGGGCGCAGACGCCAAGCUCAUCGAGUUUAUCAACUCGACGCUGGCGUCGGACCCGCACGUGGCGUCGCUGCUUCCGAUGAACCCGCGGGCGGUGUCGGUGGCCACUGCCGCUGCCGAUGGCGUCCUCCUCUGCAAGUACCUCAACGCAAUGAUGCCGGGCUCGGUCGACGAGCGUGUCAUCAACUUCAACAUCUCGGACGAGGACGACGUGCUGAUGAACCAAAGCCUGGUCAUCAACACUGCCCGCGCCAUUGGCUGCCCGGCGCUCAACGUCACACCCAAGGCGCUCUACACCGGCAAGGUCCCGCAGAUUCUCUCGCUCCUGUGGGACAUCACCCGUGCCGGUCUGCUUGCCGUCGUCAACGUUGUCCGCCACCCGGAGCUGUUUGAGCUUCAGGCCAGCGACGAGGAGGUUGCGGCGUUUUCUCGCCUCCCGCCCGAGGUCGUCCUUGUCCGCUGGGUCAACCACCACGCGGUGGCGCGCGGCGCGCCGGCCAUUGACUCGUUUGCCGACCUCGCGGACGGCGUGGCGCUCGUCCACCUGCUCAACGCGCUCGAGCCGAGCACCGGGCUCGGCGCGCUGGCACAGGGCGAUCCGGAGGCGCGCGCCGGCGUUCUCCUCCAGGCCGCGUCUGGCAUUGUCGGCAACUUUUCGUGGGUCACCCCCGCCGACGUGGCCGGUGGCAACGUCCGGCUGCUGCUCUUCUUUGUGGCGUCGCUCUUCUCGGCCCGCACUGGGCUCACCCUCACCGAGGAGAUGGAGCUUGCCCUCGGCGACUUUGACGAGGCCGAGCUGCAGGGCACCGCCGAGGAGCGGGCAUACCUGGCGUGGAUUGGUGCCAAGGGCGUGGAGGAUGUCCACGACCUCAAGCGCGACUUUAUGGAUGGCAUCAAGAUGCUUGAGCUCGAGGACAAGGUCGAGCCGGGCAUUGUCACCUGGGACCGCGUCAACCGGGCCAAGGACGGCAAGUCACUCCACGUGGUCCGCAAGGUCGAGAACGCGAACCUCGCUGUGACUCUGGGCCGCGACCUCGGCCUUGUCCUUGUCGGCAUCGACGGUAAGGACCUCGUCGACGGCUCGCAGAAGCUCACCAUGGCGGUUAUCUGGCAGCUCCUCCGAUACGACCUCCUUCGCUCCAUCUCGUCGCUCUCGUACGGUGGGCGCGCCGUCUCGGAGCAGGACGUCUGGCAGUGGGCCGUCUCCAAGGUCCGCGCGUCGGGCAAGCCCGUCGACGUCAAGUCGUUCAAGGACCGCUCGCUCUCCUCGGGUCUCUUCCUCAUCGACCUUCUCGCCGCCUGCAACCCGCGCGCUAUCGACUACUCGAUGGUCGAGCCCGGCCUCACCCCGGAAGAGAAGGAGGCCAACGCCAAGCUCGUCCUGGGCUCGGCCCGUCGCCUCGGAGCCUCGCACUACCUCGUCCCCGAGCACAUCACUUCGGUCGACCCGAAGAUGCUCCUUAUGCUCGUCGGUACCCUCAUGGAGGCCACGGCCAAGCGCAAGGGCAAGAAGAAGUAAGGGACGCCCCAAUCCCCCCCCCCC